AUGGUCGCCACCACAGGAGCGGGUCAAUCCCUAUCCCACCGACGAGCUCAGCUUGCCGGACCUUCGGGAGUCAAGGGUCUGGUCUCCAACGUUCGCGUUCUUGCUAUUGCUGUUUUCGCGUCGCUCGGUGGCUUUGUUUAUGGUUACAAUCAGGGCAUGUUCGGUCAGAUCCUGAGCAUGUCCUCCUUUUCAGCAACCGUGCACCCGGAGUCGAUCACCAACACAACCACUAGAGGACUUCUGACAGCUAUUCUGGAACUUGGCGCCUGGGUCGGUGUCCUCGCCAACGGCCUUCUCGCUGAUGCUCUUGGUCGCCAACAGGCAACUCUUUCAGGCGUUGUAGUGUUCGUUGUUGGCGUGAUUGUUCAGGCCUGUGCGAAAAAUGCCGACUACAUUCUGGGCGGCCGCUUUGUUACCGGUCUUGGUGUUGGUGUCCUAUCGAUGAUUGUUCCUCUGUAUAACGCUGAGCUGGCACCCCCUGAACUACGUGGUUCUCUUGUUUCACUUCAGCAGUUGGCUAUUUGUUUUGGAAUCAUGGUUUCUUAUUGGAUUGGUUAUGGUACCAAUUAUAUUGGAGGGACUGGCGCAUCCCAGUCAAAUGCGGCAUGGUUGGUGCCAGUCUGUAUUCAGAUCGCACCUGCGGUUAUUCUUGGAGUUGGAAUCCUCUUUAUGCCACCAAGUCCACGCUGGCUUAUGACGAAAGGCAGAGAGAACGAAUGCUUAGAAGUCAUUGCAAAUCUGCGCAACUUGCCCACUGACAAUGAUCUCGUGCAGCUGGAGUAUCUCGAGGUGAAAGCGCAGCAUCGCUUUGAACAAGAAACAUCUCUCGCUCGGUUCCCCCAGUACCAUUCUCCAGGUCUGAUGAACAAAGUCAAAUUGGAAUAUCAUCAAUAUCUCAGCUUGCUUACCAACCGGUCUCUGUUCAAACGUACCAUUGUUGCUGUUUUCAUUAUGGUUUUCCAGCAAUGGUCUGGAAUCAAUGCCAUUCUAUACUAUGCAUCCUUCAUUUUCGCGGACUUGGGCCUGACUGGUAACACCACUUCCCUGCUUGCAGGCGGCGUCGGUGGAAUCCUGCUUUUCCUUGCCACCAUCCCUGCCGUGCUAUAUAUCGAUCAAUUUGGACGGAAGCCAGUCCUCAUUACUGGCGCCAUCGGCAUGGGUGUAUGCCAUUUUAUUGUGGCGGGUCUCGAUGGAAAGUAUAACUCGAGCUGGCCCCAGCACAAAGCUGCCGGUUGGGUUGCCGUGGUAUUCGUUUGGCUCUACGAAGUCAACUUCGGUUAUUCUUGGGGGCCCGGAGCAUGGGUGGUUGUCGCUGAGGUCUUCCCGCUCGGAGUGCGAGCAAAGGCCAUUUCCAUUGGCGCUUCGUCGAAUUGGCUCAACAACUUCGCGAUCGGCCAAGCAACUCCCGACAUGGUGGCGAAGAUGGGUUACGGAACCUUUAUCUUCUUUGGGGCCAUGUGCUUCAUUGGCGCGGUGUUUGUUUAUUUCGUUGUCCCUGAAACCAAGAACUUGACACUUGAGGAAAUGGACGAGGUCUUCGGUGACGAGGCCGGAACCGCGAUUGAAGACCGGAACCGGUUGAUUGAGAUCUACACUGACCUUGGUCUCCUGGAGAGUAGCAGUGGCGAAGAGAAAGUCGUUGCAGGAAAAGAGCAGACCGAAUCCUAG
Messenger RNA from Penicillium subrubescens, 1668 nucleotides. RefSeq lists its product as uncharacterized. The coding region runs from base 1 to 1668 and encodes 555 amino acids. The transcript is spliced from 10 exons. Gene Ontology annotation, molecular function: carbohydrate:proton symporter activity. The record is from RefSeq and is a predicted model, not a curated record. Gene Ontology annotation, biological process: carbohydrate transport; transmembrane transport. NCBI's taxonomy places the organism in Eukaryota, Fungi, Ascomycota, Eurotiomycetes, Eurotiales, Aspergillaceae. Gene Ontology annotation, cellular component: membrane.